GGUUUAUUUUUAUUUUAUGUUAAUGGAACCAUCCUUGCAGUGCUGAAGAAGCGCCUGGUGAAGCUCGUGGUGAACUUUCUCUUCUACUUCAGGACAGACGAGGCCGAGCCCAUUGGAGCUCUGCUGCUGGAGCACUGCAGGAUCACCAAGGAGGAGGAGAACGUCUUCUCCAUCAGUUUCAUCGAGGAGCCAGAGAGGAAAUACUGCUUCGAGUGUGCCAGUGAGGAGCAGUGUCAGGAGUGGGUCGAGGCCCUCAAACGAGCCAGCUACGAAUUCCUGAGGAGGAGCUUAAUUUUCUACCGGAAUGAGAUCCAGAAGAUGACAGGGAAGGACCCCCUGGAGCAGUAUGGCAUCUCGGAGGAAGCCCGUUUCCAGCUGGGAACACACCAGCAGGAAUUCCCUCACCUGGGCUGAGCUGGCUCCUGAGUCCUGAGCAGGCUCCCCAGGGCCACCCCAACCCCUGGGAAGGACAGCAGAGCCCCACAGUGACCAAGGGACUCUUUUAUUUAUUACCCAAAUCAUUUUUUAUUCUUUUUUUUUUUUUUUUUUAAAGGGAAUUUCUUGUACAUUCCCACUUCCUCAGCUGGGGAGGCUCCCUUGUGGUGGGAGCAGAACCCCCUGGGAUGAGCAGAGGCAGGGGCUGACAGAGCUCCCAGCACCUGCUGUCCUUCUUCCAGGGCCUGGGGCUGCUGGAGCUCCAGCCCUUCUCCUCCUCCUCCUCCUCCUCCCUGUCCCUCUCCUGAAGGAGCUGCUCGGCUUUCCUGCCUCAGGAUCCUCCCUCAGUCUCCAAGGAGCCCUUGGGGCUGGGAGAGGUUGCUCUGAUCACAUCUCUGUGCUCCAGGGUUAACCCCCUGCUGUCCUGCCCUCUCCUGCUCCUGCAGAGCUGUGCUGGGGGCUGAUGGCUGAGCUGGUGAGCAGGGAGGGCUGGGAAUGCUCCCACUGACGCUGGGA
Messenger RNA from Empidonax traillii (willow flycatcher), 951 nucleotides. RefSeq names its product pleckstrin homology domain containing J1 (gene PLEKHJ1). Gene Ontology annotation, biological process: endosome organization; receptor recycling; retrograde transport, endosome to Golgi. The annotation marks the transcript as partial. NCBI's taxonomy places the organism in Eukaryota, Metazoa, Chordata, Aves, Passeriformes, Tyrannidae. The transcript has 5 exons. Gene Ontology annotation, cellular component: early endosome; trans-Golgi network; recycling endosome. The record is from RefSeq and is a predicted model, not a curated record.